Messenger RNA from Linum trigynum, 1233 nucleotides. The record is from the annotation of a GenBank genome assembly. Lineage: Eukaryota; Viridiplantae; Streptophyta; Magnoliopsida; Malpighiales; Linaceae.
AUGGCGACUGUUUUCCAGGGAUUGGGAGCUACUGCUGCAAUUACUGCCGCCGCUAAUCCCCUCGAUUCCAACAAGUUACUUCUUUCCUCGAGGAGAUCCUUCCCAGGCAAGAAAACAAGCUUGGUUGUGGUUAGAUCUGAUGGUAGUCUGAACUUGAACACGGGCUCUAGUGCUGGAGCUCGCAGGCUUGACCAGUUAGUUACCAAUGCUGUUGCUACUAAGGCCGAUGCUGCUGCAGCAUCAUCUGCAUCUAAACCCGGACAUGAACUUCUGCUUUUUGAGGCCCUACGAGAAGGGCUAGAAGAAGAAAUGGACAGAGAUAAUCGGGUUUGUGUCAUGGGGGAAGAUGUGGGUCACUAUGGAGGUUCCUACAAGGUGACCAGAGGGCUAGCUGACAAAUUUGGGGAUCUCAGGGUUCUCGACACUCCAAUUGCUGAAAAUGCCUUCACCGGUAUGGGGAUUGGAGCUGCCAUGACUGGAUUACGCCCAAUUGUGGAAGGGAUGAAUAUGGGAUUUCUCCUCCUAGCUUUCAACCAGAUCUCAAACAACUGUGGCAUGCUCCACUACACCUCAGGUGGCCAGUUCACCAUCCCAAUCGUCAUCCGUGGGCCCGGUGGUGUUGGACGCCAGCUUGGUGCUGAGCACUCGCAGCGUCUUGAAUCGUAUUUCCAGUCCAUCCCUGGAAUCCAGAUGGUUGCAUGCUCCACUCCUUACAAUGCAAAGGGCUUGAUGAAAGCUGCAAUCCGAAGUGAGAACCCAGUGAUCCUUUUCGAGCACGUACUGCUUUACAACCUCAAGGAAAGAAUCCCGGAUGAAGAGUACAUCUGCAAUUUGGAGGAAGCCGAGAUGGUUAGGCCAGGGGAACAUAUCACCAUCUUGACCUACUCUCGAAUGAGAUAUCACGUGAUGCAGGCUGCUAAGACUUUGGUGAACAAGGGAUACGACCCUGAAGUGAUUGACAUCAGGUCCUUGAAACCUUUCGAUCUUCACACUAUUGGGAACUCGGUGAAGAAGACGCAUCGGGUGCUGAUAGUGGAGGAAUGCAUGAGGACGGGAGGGAUUGGUGCUAGCUUGACUGCAGCAAUCAACGAGAACUUCAUCGACUAUUUGGAUGCCCCAAUUAUGUGCUUAUCUUCACAGGAUGUUCCGACACCUUAUGCUGGGACACUGGAGGAAUUCACAAUUGUGCAGCCUGCCCAGAUUGUUACGGCAGUUGAGCAGUUAUGCCAGUAA